This is a messenger RNA of Perca fluviatilis (European perch), 856 nucleotides long. RefSeq names its product ladderlectin-like. NCBI's taxonomy places the organism in Eukaryota, Metazoa, Chordata, Actinopteri, Perciformes, Percidae. The transcript is spliced from 5 exons. Gene Ontology annotation, molecular function: signaling receptor activity. The record is from RefSeq and is a predicted model, not a curated record. Bases 119 to 637 code for a protein of 172 amino acids.
CUAACAGACGUGUAUAUAAAAGCUAGUUUUUCCACUUGUUCAGUAUCUCCACACAGGAAGACCACAGGCUGAAUCUGAGAAAGCAUUAUCUCUUAUCUGCAUUAUCUCCGCCACUAAGAUGCUGACUGUGUCUCUACUCGUUUGUGCCAUGAUGGCUCUGGCUACAGCUGAUGACGCAGAUGUCGCUUCCAGCAACUCUUCCAGCAAUGCAGAUGACGCUUCCAGCUACGAAGCGGGCCCUCGUUGUCCUGCUUUUUGGAUUAAGUACAAUGGUCGCUGUUUCCUCUACGUUGCUAGAGCACGGGAUUGGUCUGACGCUGAGAAAAAAUGCCUGUCCUUGAAAGGAAACCUUGCAUCGGUGCACAGUAUUGAGGAGUAUGAGUUCAUUCAGAAGUUGAUCACACAACAGAGUCAUGGUAAUCCAAUGACCUGGAUUGGAGGCACUGACUGCCAGAAGAACAAUAUUUGGUUCUGGAGUGAUGGCAGACCUUUCUUCUUUACAUUCUGGUGUGCAGGGGAACCCAACAAUGCAGGUGGCAACCAGGGUUGCCUCCGGAUGAAUUAUGGAGAGCACCACUGCUGGGAUGAUUUCCAGUGUUCCCACAAACUUCCAUCUGUCUGUGCCAGAAACCUAUAAGAAUCUCCUGAGCUAAAUUGUGCCUACCACACACACAAACAUCUUCUGGCCGUGUGACAGUGUGGAUUUCUCUGCCUCAUCAGUCUCAUGUGUAAUCACAUCUUUAAUUCCCUCUUUGGCCUUUAAUAGGAGAAGAAUGAAUAUGUUGUGAAAAGAACGCUUUUAGCACAAACUAAUCUUUGAUGCACUUUGAAUUAAAACUCUGGAGCAUUGAAACAA